UCGGAAGAAAUAGCAACUGGAUGUAAAUCUAAUGCCGUAAUAGAUAGCAAUUUGCGUUGGCUAACGCAGUUUUACGUAAAUGGAGAAUUUUCAAGUGUUAACGGAAGCGCUUAUUGUGAGUUUAUUUUUAAUAUUUUUUCCUAUUUGAUUAACUAUCUAUGUCAGGCCUAAAUAGUGGCUACAUAGUAGUGGGCUAUCGAGUUCUUUGUCGCAUUCUCUGAAUGUUGAUCAACAUCAUUUAAAAAAUAAAACUUUGACCCUUGGCGGUGAAACCCCAUCUAUGAAACGCACCGAAAAAAAAAAUAUUAAAAACAGUUCUUGAAAAGUUGCAUAAGUCGGUCGCCGUAUAGGCUAAGGAUUCAUUCAAAACUCCCUUGAGGCUUUAGCUUCAUUCGACUCCCAUCAUUAAAGAUGGCGAUUCGUUUUUUCUGUCUCUUCUUGAUAUGUGGAGCGGUUAGGGCGGACUUUCCAGCGUUGGCCAGUCAAGAUGAAGUUACAACUGAAGACGUCCACUCUCAACUGCUGAAACUACGCGAGGAUGUGAGACUUUUGAAAGAGAGUUAUCAUCAAGUCGUCGUCGAGGCAGCAGCACAGACACAGCAGCGAGACGAGAUAGGAAAACACGAGAUGGAAAUUCAAGGCCUCAAGAAAAUUGUUGCCAGAUUGGAAGAAAGACUCGAGGCCCUUCAAGCGGAAAAAAGGGAGCAGAUGAAACCUCCAAAAGUUUCCAAUUCCACAGCAGUAGCGCCGAGAUCCUGUGAAGAGCUGAGACGCUCCAACGAAUCAGUCGAAUCGGGCAUGUACUGGAUCGAUCCCGACGGCCACGGAACAGGCGAUGCACCCAUUUAUGUCUCAUGUAACAUGACGACAGGAUCUACUUUAAUCCCGCACGACAGCGAAGAAGCCACAGAUGUUGGCCAAUGCUGGGAUGCAGGAUGUUACAGCCGCCCGAUCCAAUACAAUGCCACUAUGAGACAAAUGAUCGCCCUCUUGGAAUUAUCAUCUGAUUGUACGCAGUCUGUCCAGUACGAUUGCAAAAUUGCUCCAUUGGAAUUCAACGGAGAAUCUCAGAGUUGGUGGACUGAUCGACACGGGGUCCGACGUAACGACUUCACCGGUGGGAACUCGACUCAAUCGAAAUGCCAAUGCGCGCUGGAUAAUUCCUGUCUCGAUCGUAAAUUGCAGUGCAACUGUAACGCUCUUUCACCCAUAGAGACUACCGACACAGGUUUAAUUAUGGACAAAUCCUUUCUUCCCAUCACGCGGCUGAAUUUCGGACGCAUUUUGGCUCCACCCUCUUCCGGCCGGUACAUCCUCGGACGGCUGGAAUGUCACGGCCUUCAAAUGAUCUCAAGUGUUAAACGACUGCCAACUUCGUGCCAAGAUGUGUGGCGAACUGGCUACACAACUUCCGGUUUGUAUUCGAUCCUGCGAUCCGAAAUAUCUGAAACUGUGUUUUGCGACAUGACUCAAGUGCCAGGUGAGGAAAAGGCUCUUUCCUCAUUCGUUUCUACCGAACAAUUUAAUUUAAUAACUGAGCGAUUGGAUAAAGCGGACGAGCGAAUUCAGAGACAAGCAAUGCGAAUAAGGAACUCCGUGGUUCGAUUGAAUUUGUUUCUAGGUAGACAGAACCGGACAAACAGCUUGCAAAUCCGCAAAUUAGAGUCGAUAGAUGAGAAACUAGCGAGAGAUUUGCGAGAACUUUUCAACGGCCAUCAAAGACAAAAUGAGGAAAUAGCAGAACUUAGGAGAAGAUCAGAUCGCCCUGCGGGAAAAUCAUUGACGCGGAUGCCGGCAAACUGUCACGAUUUGAAGACUAUGGGUCACGCCCUGAGCGGAAUUUACCCCGUCAAGGGAGACGAUAACAUCGAUAUGGUCUACUGCAACAUGACAUCAGGGGCCCCUCGAGAAACCUGGAUAGGAAAGGCGGACGUGGCGUCAUCUUUGGUCUAUUUUUACGUCCUAAGGAAAUCACCGUUCUACUUGGAAGGAAGAGGAAAUGUGCAAUCGAUCCUACCUUUUGAGAUAACUCGAUCCAAUCAAGGAGGUGGGAUGGACGCGAAAAAAGGUGUUUUUACUGUUCCCAAGUCCGGAACGUACGUGUUCCGGUUCUCCUUUGGAGCCAUCAAACGUGAAAAGCCCCAGCAUGUGUCGGUUACUUUGGUGCUGAAUGACGUCGAGGAUGUGGCCAGCAUCUACGGCAGCGAUCACCAGGGCUUUUUCUCGCUUUCCCUUCAAUCAAUCUUGAACCUGAGAAGAAAAGACAAAAUUCAUUUAGUACUUCAGUCUGCAUCGGGAGGAGGAAAUUAUGAAGACAUUGACAUGACUACACACUUUAGCGGCUUCCUACUUGAUGAACAGUUGUUUUGAAAUUCUCAUCCUAAAAUGUUAAUUUCCAAAGAUUAAGUAUUUUCUGUUUGUACUACUGUAAUUUGUUUAAAACCUGACAUGUGGCACGAGUUAAUUAUUUUGAAAAGACUUUUGUCGCUAUCGAUGCAAUAAUUAAAAUCAAAAUGUUAUUUGUUGAUCUUAUAACGCCCUUGAGACCAUUUAGUACACAAUUUUCCUUUUUAGAAAAAAA
Daphnia pulex (common water flea) is the source of this 2581-nucleotide messenger RNA. RefSeq lists its product as uncharacterized. The coding region runs from base 412 to 2370 and encodes 652 amino acids. Gene Ontology annotation, molecular function: extracellular matrix structural constituent; protein binding. The transcript has 8 exons. NCBI's taxonomy places the organism in Eukaryota, Metazoa, Arthropoda, Branchiopoda, Diplostraca, Daphniidae. The record is from RefSeq and is a predicted model, not a curated record.